AUGGCUAGCCCUCCAGUUCUCUUGUUUGAUGCUGAGGGCCGCCCGAUUAAGUUUGAGACCUGGCUCGAUGAUCUGCACCUGUUCCUCCAGCUCACUGCCAGAGAGGAUAUCUCGCUGUACGAUCACGCACUAGGCACAGUCCCUACUCCUGCUACUACUGCUACUGCUACUGCUCGCUCACAGUGGCAGACUCGCGAUGCCCACGCCCGCUUUGCUAUUCGCAACUCCCUGCCAGUCGACGAGCGCGAGCACUUUGGCCAGCAUCAGACUGCGCAGGCCCUGUACACUGCUGUAGUUGCGCGCUACUCCUCCCCGGCCUCAGCUGCACUAGGCCGCCUCUCGCUUCCCUACCUGUUCCCGGACCUGUCCGCCUUCCAGACAGUCGCUGACCUCAUCACUCACCUCCGCACUAGUGAUGCCCGCUUCCGUGCAGCCAUGCCCGCUGAGUUUCUUGCCUCCAACCCUCCGCCGCUCUGGCUCACUCUCUACCACCUAGUCACUCGCCUCCCUGACACUCUGCGUACAGUCAGGGACCACUUUCUAGCUCGCUGCCCCACUGAGCUCACCAUUGCCGCCCUAGAGAAGGAAUUACUUGCAGCUGAGAAGAGUAUUGUAGCUGUAGGUGCCUCUCGUGGCGACCCCCGCACCCCGUUCUUCGAGGGGUGUUCCCCUUCCCCCCUGCUCCCCUCUGUCGCCUCUGCUGCUGCUGUCGACCUCCUUGGUGCUGAGCAGGUCGGGUCCGCGUCCGCUCCUAGCGGGCGCCGCAGCGGCAAGGGCAGGGGAGGCAAGGGCGGCGGGGGUGACGGCGGGGGAGGCGGUGGUGGGGGUGGUGGCGGCGGUGGAGGCGGUGGCGGGGCUGGAGGGGCUAGUGGCAGCGGUAGGAGUGGUGGAGGCAGCGGCGGCGGCGGCGGUGGCCGGGGUGGGGGCGGUGGUGGGGGCGGCAGUGGACGUGGCGGCGGCAGGGGCGGUAGUGGUCGUGGUGGCGGCGGCAGUGGUGGUCGUGGAGGCUCUGGCACUGGCCAGAACACGCAGCACCCUCAGUCCUCCCAGGAGCUUCGUGAGUGGUACUUACAGCACGGGGGUGGGGGGGGGGGGUGGGCUGAUCUCCUCAAGAAGGAUAUCGAUAUCUAUGAUCUUGAUUUUGAUGUUAUUCUCAAAGCCAUGUAUACAUUGACUAUUAGUGGAGAGGAGGACCAGUACCUGUGUGUUCCGCCUGACCCAGGCAUCCGCACGAGUGAGGCUGCCGCCCUAGGUGCUUGCGUGUCUGCUGCCCCAGGUGCUGGUGAGGCUACUGCUCUAGGUGCUUGUGUGUCCGCCACCCCAGGUGCUACUGAGUCCAUUGAGGCACUGCACACCUUCACUCUAGACUCAGGCGCUUCGCGCUGUUUCUUUCGUGACCGCACUGCUCUUGAGCCCCUUGCUCGACCAGUCGCUGUCUCGCUCGCUGACCCCUCUGGGGGUCCGGUCAUUGCGACCUCCUCCACUGUCCUUCCUUGUCCUGCUAUCCCGUCGGGCACAAUGUCAGGUAUCCACCUCCCCUCGUUCUCUACGAACUUGGUUGCGGGUUGUGCGCUUCAGGAUGGGGGUGUUCACCAGUUCACCCCUGCCUACGAGCGCAUGACACACUGCACGUGUGCUCGGACGGGCCGUCACCUGGCUACCUUCACUCGGCAGCCGGGGUCGGACCUGUACACACUGACCACUGAGUCCCCUCAGGUAGCGGCGUCUGCGUCUGCGUCAGGUCAGCUGUCAGCCCCCUGCUCGUGUCGCUCUCUGGCGCACAAGACAGUCCUCUGGCACCAUCGACUUGGUCACCCGUCAGUGCAGCGCCUUCGGGGCAUGCACGCCCGGUACCUUGUCUCUGGUCUUCCUAGGGUACUCCCUCCCCUCCCACCCUCCCUUGCUCCUCCUUGUCUUCCCUGUGUCGAGGGGCGGCAGCGCGCUGCCCCUCACUCCUCCUCGUUCCCCCCGACGACUGCUCCUUUGCAGACGCUCCACAUGGACGUGUGGGGCCCAGCCCGCGUACGUGGUCAGGGCCAAGAGAGGUACUUCUUGAUCGUCGUUGACGACUACUCGUGCUACACCACGGUCUUCCCCUUGCGCACUAAGGGUGAAGUCCCUGAUGUUAUGAUCCCUUGGAUCAGUAGAGCACGUCUUCAGCUGCGAGAGCGUUUUCGCUCGGAGUUUCCUGUCCUGCGCUUGCACUCUGACAGAGGUGGUGAGUUCUCCUCUGACCUCUUGGCAGCCUACUGUGCCGAGCACGGCAUUCGCCAGUCGUUCACACUUCCGGCCUCUCCACAGCAGAAUGGGGUUGCUGAGCGCCGCAUUGGCUUGGUCAUGGAGGUCGCUCGUACCUCCUUAGUCCACGCGGCUGCCCCCCCCUUUCUGUGGCCGUUUGCGGUCCGGUACGCUGCGCAUCAGCUCAACCUCUGGCCCCGUGUCUCCUUGCCGGAGACCUCGCCCACACUGCUGUGGACGGGGGAGUUUUACCACCCCGCCUCGCACCGCGUCUUCCCCUCUCAGGACGUCACUUUUGAAGAGUCCGUGCCCUUCUACCGCCUCUUCCCCUACCGCACUGCCCAGCUCCCUCCCCCGCCUCUCUUCCUCGCGCCAGGUGCUGCAGUGGUAGACCGCCUCCCCCCUCAGGGUGCCACUCCCUCAGGUGUCUUCCAGCCUGGGGGUGCUGAGUCUGGGGGUACUGAGCGUGGGGGUGCUGAGUCUGGGGGUGCUGUGCCUGGGGUUGCCGAGUCUGGGGGUGCUGAGCCUGGAGUUGUUGAGUCUGGGGGUACUGCAGCAGACUAUGAGACGCCUGGAGGAGCUCCCUCUUCCCAGCAGCUGCGUGAGUGGUACUCGCGGUACUGCAGCCUUCGGCGGGGUGCGUCUCGGGCUCGCGGUGCUGCUAGAGUUGGUGCUCGUGUUUCCCCGCCGCGGCGGGAGCCGCCCUCUUCCCCACAGCUCCGGGAGUGGUACGCUCGGCACAUCAGUCUUCGUAGUGGGACUGCUAGUGCUGGGGUCCCCGGGGUUGACACUACUACUGGUACUACGGACCCUGGAGCUGGAGGUGCUACUGCUGCUGGCGGUCCUGCUGGAGGUGCUGUUACUACUGGCGGUGCUGCUGGAGGUGAGGCUGGUGCUGAGGACCUGGGCGUUGGAGCUGCUGCGGGUGCUGCUGACGCUGGAGCUGGAGGUGCUGCUGCUGCUGGCGGUAAUGAUGGUGCUGCUGGAGGUGCUGCUGAGGACCCUGGCGCUGUUGACGCUGCUGCGUCGUGA
Molecule: messenger RNA, 3270 nt
Organism: Closterium sp. NIES-65
Lineage: Eukaryota; Viridiplantae; Streptophyta; Zygnematophyceae; Desmidiales; Closteriaceae
Source: the annotation of a GenBank genome assembly